Messenger RNA from Gongylonema pulchrum, 843 nucleotides. The record is from the annotation of a GenBank genome assembly. NCBI's taxonomy places the organism in Eukaryota, Metazoa, Nematoda, Chromadorea, Rhabditida, Gongylonematidae.
AUGGACUUGGGCGAUGGCUAUUCCACGGACAGCUCAUCCAUCUGCUCCAGCGUCGAUACCAGCUCGUAUAUGUCGUUUCUGGACGAGUCGGAGAAUUUGAACGAUCGUCGACAAGCGAUGCUCGAUCUUUCGAUCUCUAAAAUUCAGACGAUGAACGCGUCGAAUGCCUCAUUCUCGCUGCGCAAGUCGCUCCUCAUCUACAAUGUGAUGAAGUCGCUGCAGGUUUUUUUUUCCUUCCACUGGCUGCUGCAUCAGGGAUUUCGUUGCUUUGCUACUUUGACUGAUUGUCGCCUUUCCAUCAUAGCAAAUAAUUUCUCGUUAUCUGCACAUCUGGUGCAAACUUUUUCUCGAGAACUGGAUGAUGAUGCUUGCGGUGUUCGCGGGUAUAACAGUCUGACGGAGAGGGAAGUUGGAGCACCCGUUGUAAGCGAUGUUGAGAUGCUGGAGGAAGCGAGCGACGUGAAUGCGUGGGAGCGCCGCUGCCCUGAUCUUGGCCCUGAUUUUAUGACAUAUCAUACGCAGGGCUACAGUUGGUUGUUGGACAGUUCGCAAUUUGUUGGCACUGCGCAGAACGAUGCGAAUCAGGACUCCGAAAAAUGCAAUGGUAUGUAUACGGUGAUGGGACGCAGUGACUCCAUGGAUUCAGAAGGCAUCUGGAGCAAUCCGACAGCGAAUGGCAACGAUUCGUCUGUAUUCAUGGACGAUUAUCUGCGAAUGUUGGGCGCUUGGGAAGACGAGAACUGCAAUCCGCUUACCAACUGCAAUCUCACGCAGGCGGAGAUUAUGAACAUGUUCAAUCUGCCCGCAUAUCAUCUCAACAGUGAGGUGGCUUCUCAGGCAUAA